GUUAUUCGGAGUCUGUUACACUCACACCUGUGCCCCGCAAAACAAUGACAGCCAUACUUGGCCCCGUCUCUUCACGAUGCACAGACUUGAAACCCAUCACAUGGCCUACCUGCAAGCUGCAGCUGCACUGACUCAAAAUGCGGGAUGUGGACAAAUACUAAGCAACCAAUCAAAUAGCGGCGAGCCGGCGCUGAGCUCAUCUAUUGGACCAAACUCCUGUCAGUCACCACAGACAAGCUCUGCGAGGCAGCGGUGAGCUGGCUGCAGUACAGAGAUGUGAAGAAUUAUUUGCCAUGCCGCUAAAUCGGUGUCUGGACAGGCCAGGUGAUGAAUAGCCGGAGAUCCUCCCCUUGCAGUCCGAGCCCAAUCACUCCGUCUGGGGGCUGACCGCUUACUCGGGGUGCUCGUGUGAUAAACAUGGCACCCAUCAUGGAGGGCACACACACUGUGUUGCUCCUAUAUGCACCCAUCUGUGAGAUAAGCAACAUCAGCCUGUAUUUCCCCAAGAGGCGGGCCCCGGGCUUUAAGUACAAGAGCCGCGCCCCUCAUUCAGAAAUGGCCUGUAAUGACCAUGACCGGGGAAAGGAGGAUCUCGCAGUCUCCGAACAAAGAGGCCAGUCUUCCGGCUCCUCGGGCGAACUUCUCAUCACCCAGCAGGCAACAAAGGAGGCAGUUGCAGAGCUCUGCUGGCUUGCAGCGGAGCACCACCAGUUGCUGGCGGAUCUCUUGUCGCUGUGUAGGGAUUGCGCCAUCAAAGUCAGGAUGGGUAACCAGGAUGGGAAACUCCAGGAUUACAUGGAGGGUCCGGAAGUUCACCUUGGCGGUCAGGUCCUCAGCAGCAGCAGCAACCAGUCUCUCACGGUGUCCCAAGAGCAUAAGAGAGCGACAUCCAAGAGCAAAAAGCUGAAGAAGUCGGGAGGCAAGAAGCUUGACGGCACCGAGAAUAUCCUGCACAGUAAGUUGAAGAGGAAAGUUAAGAGUAGCACUUCAUCUGUUGAGCGUCCUGCUCACAACAGUGCGUCCACAUGUUCAGCCUCAGUAAUGCAGCAGAUCCCAGGUACCUCAACCUCUGGCCAUGUCACUGACAGCCCAGUCACCGGCUCUUGUGUCAGUGCAGUCAGUAAUCCCAUCCUGCCCAUGGAGGAACCCUUCCAGAUCACUCGUGAGGGUUGGGACUUCAUGGAGGACAACCGGACAUUUGACUCCGACAUCGAUUUCUGCAACGACUUCUCAGAGUACGACGGUGAGCUGGGUUAUGAGUCGUCAUUCUGCAACCUGAUGGAGGGUCUGACUCGGCGGGAAAGCGGGAACAACCUUCGCCCAGUUAAGAGGUCUGAUUGCCUGGGUGAGACCGUUUCUGAGAAUGGAUCAGCAGCCAUGUCCGCUCAGCAGCUGUAUGGGGAAAUCAACCAGCUCAAUAAAGGGGUCAGGGUGGUGGCUAAAGUGCAGGAUGUGGAAGGGAGAGUGCAACAUGUCAACCACACGAGCCCCGACACGGCCGGCCCAGCCAUGCUACGUCCAGGGACUAGCAGCUGCCAGCAGGGGUAUGUAGAGUGGAGAGGACCAAACGGAGACCACCUGCUGGGAGUCGGUAGAGAAAAGACAGGUAACCAGCUCUCUGAGGGGCUACGGUUGCCCUUAUCACAUACCACCGAAACUCGCCCCCCAGCUAAAUACCACACAAAGAGCCCUUCUUCACCAUCGCUCGCUGGGGUCUUCAACACAUCUUUCCCUGCCUCCAACAGUCUCCAGAGCAUGUCCCCAGUCCUGUCCCCUCUGUCCUCCAAGCAGGAAAGCCCACAGCUCAACCACCGCAUCGUUCUGCUCUCGGAUAAGGAUGUGGACCACGAACAAGACAGCUCCAGUAACACAGAUGAGGCCAAACUCUUCUCCGAGGUCAUCGACAACAACGGCAACAAGCGGACUGUCGCCCGUCUGGAACUGAACCUCAGCAGGCGGCCCAGCAACUUCAAGUGGAACUCCUCCAGCAACUCCACGACAACAGCAGCAUCAGAUGGCCUUCCCUGUGAUUUACUAAUAGACCGUGGAUAAUGGUUGGUUUUACCUCUAAUUCAAGAACUGUGCUGCAUUUCUAAGGACGCUCCAGAGUAUUUGAGUUGUUUCAUCACUUCACAGACCAGAACCAGAACAACCGACACAGCCAGCAAUGCGAUGCUCAGCAACAGCCGAGGAGGAGGAGGAGGAGGAGGAGGAGGAGGAGGAGGGCUGAGCUGAGCUGAGCUGUGUGAUGCUAAGCUAACUGGUGGAUAGGGGAAUAGAUAGCCCAGCUUUACUCAUGUGGCAAUCAUUUGGAUCGGUUCCCACUGAAAUGACACUGUCCCUGUAUGUCCUCACCUCUGCAUUCACAGAUGCCACACACACAGAUGCCUCCAUUAACAUUUAGGCACACACGCACGCACACAUAAUCCACAUUUUCUGGCAUUACACCACACCUUUUAAAAAAAAAAAAAAUAAUUAAAUUCAGUGUUCUUGCAAAUGUCAAAAGUGACAUUAUGAGCCCUGUUUUUUUAAUAUCCUGAGCAGCUGAUGUAACUGCAUGAUAUUGUAAGCCAUAAGCUGUCUGUAUGAGACUGUGACAGAGCAAGAUACACUUACAUUGUUGGCUACAUCAUGCUAACCAAAUGCUUAAUGCUGCACAGUCCUCGCACUCAAAGCUCAAACCUUUCAUCUUAAAAUAGAUCCUUUUGUUCUUUUUUUGCCGCAUCUUAGCUGCUUACUAGAUCGCCCUUGUGUUGCGUGAUAAUUGAAUACACUUGAUGUUAACACAGAAAAACGAACAUCACAGGGUCCAGCCAAAAGGGCUAAGUGGGUCUGUUAGAAGCCCGGCCCUUCAUAGUUCGCAAAUGGCGCACUAAUUAUAAUACGGGUUCUUUAAUCUCAAUGCUUAUUAAUGAGGGUGAUGAUGCAGACAGAGAUUGUGAUUUUAAAGUAAUAAAUUCUGUUGUUUGUUUCAUGUGCUAAUGCUCUGUAGUCUGUAAUACUCUGUCUAUACAUUCACUGAAGGUCUGUAAGUGGUUGCAUGUGUGUUUACACAUUACCUACGUAAUGUAUGUUUGUUAGUUUUCAUUUACGUUAGCAUUUGUGUUGCUUGUUCUCUUAUACUAUAUCAGUAGUUUAAAGCUGCACAAGAACCUGCAAUAAUAGAUUGGGGACAGUGGAAACAAGCUACAAAUACACUGACAUAUUAUCAUCUCUCAGUGGACAUGGGGAAACUUCUUAGUAUACAUUUGCCUAUUUUACACAUCAAGAAGAUACAGGGAAACAUUUGCAUUUAUUCCGGCCACCUGGUAAAUGUAAAUCCACUAUUUACUCUCCUUUUAGCUCUGUUUCGGUCGUCACCAGCUCCUGAUACACAGCUUAUUGCUCCGCUCUGUUCACCAGCUAGCCAUUAACUUUGUCUGUCUGCUGUUUGUUGCUGAGCAUGUAGUAUACAGUGGGUUUGUAGAGCGUUUACAUUGGCCUGCGCACAAAAAUGAUAAUAAGAGUGGUGAUACUAAAGCCAAACAGUGAAGUUGUGGGCCAGAAACUCAGAAUAAUUAGCUAAAAGACGCCAUAAAGCUCGGUAGAGCUGGGGGCAACCUUUUUCACAUUACACUGAUCCACUGUCAAAAUGUUGAUAAUGGCUGCUUUAAAACAUCACUUUUCAGUCCAAUCAGCCAUUCGUCCCCCUCCCUCCCUUCCUUCCCCUACUUAUUUUAUUGUCUGACAUAUACCAUAAUCAGAUUACCAAAUAUGUUCCUGCAAGGUCAUAUGAAACUGAUCAGGGCAGAGCAGGAGUAUAUCACCCCGCUCUCCCAGCUCACUGUCAUUCAACACAAAUUGCCCUGCCAUGCAACAUUGUUCCCUCAGUGAAGACAAGGGCCGGCUCUAUUCAGAUAAUGAAGUGGAUUCUGCCAAAACCUGCUUCUCUCGGUCUGCAUACUACGUGCAGUGAAACGGGGCACAAAGGUCCUUCUCAUAUAACGUGUAACUUGUUUUCUUUAAUAAAUGACUCCUUCGCUACCACCGUGGCAAAUGGUAGCUAUAUGUUCCAUCUCGUGCUUUUCAGCAUGAGCAGCUUUUUAAAGGCUUCUCCUCAAUGUCUCACUCUUUUAAACAUGCACCCACCAGUGGACUGGAGUGACUUUUUAACCAAAUUUCCUGUCUCCCAGUUAAUGGCCCGCCAGGCCCAAUGAAAGCACUCCUCACUCUUCCUCAGUUCUGUGUAUCCCAUUAGCCUCCAGCACUGCAUUUCAAAUGAAUAAUGAUGACUCUGUGAGCAUCGUGUCAUGCUACAUUGCUGCUCUGGCCCUCAAAGCACCACAGCACUGAUCCCUGAGCUGAGUUUCAACUCGCCCCUCACAUGGACCUCAGCACUGCCAGCCAAACCAGUCAGUCUAUCAGCCAGCCUGACAGCCGUGCACGGCCGACAAGCCUGCGUAGAAAAAGAAACCGGGUGAUUUAUAAUCCUUCAUUUUUCAUGCUUUAUAUAGAAGUCUAUGAUUCUUCUUCCUGCCUAAAAAGUGAUGGAGGUGGUGGUGAGGAUGCCAGAUGCACCUCAGUUUGCCGCAUGGCCUAGUUAUUUUACUUUGAAUUAUGAGGUUCAUAGAUUUUUAGUGGAUAAAAUAGGGCAGACAGGGCAAAGCUGUUUGAAUGUCUGUAACAACAAUGAGACUUUAGCGUGAGAGGAGAUAGGCUAGUGUUGCUUUGUGAAAAGAUCUGAAAUUAUAGAUAUGCGUAUAGGUAUUUCUGCUGUUGUCUCGUGUUAGGAUGUUCCAGUCAGCAUUACUUGCUAUUCGACCAAACUGUACUGCACCCUGUGUCCGCUCAGUUAUGGACACCGUGAUUUACUCUCAGCUUUUCGAGCAGCAGAGAGGAAGAUUAUAUGGCAAUGAGCGCUCAGUUUUCCCCAUGGCCAGCGAACCUAAGCUCUGUGUGUGUGUGUACAUGGAAGAGUGCAGCGCCUUCAUUACCUAUUGCAUGUAAGAGUUGAUUCUCCAUAUCUGAUUACUGUCAUUACAUUGCAGUGUCGUGCGUUACAUCGCUAUGUCUACCUUCUAGCAUUCAGCACUGACAUUAGAGCUUCACUGCAGUGUUUGACUACAGCGAGAAAAAUAUGCCUCUUCCUCUCCCUGUCCAGAUGGUGGCAGUGUGGGCCGCCGUGCACUUCUAAUUAUGUGACUGUCAAUUUAUUUGGGAAAGCAUUGUCACACAUGUACAAGAUCCAGGUUGUUUAGCCGAGUCAUGAAUGAACAUAGCCAACGUAUAUCAAUAGGUGUUCAUUGUUUGCCUAUUUUAUAUAUUUAAGAGGGAUUGUAGAGAGAGCUGUUUCUGAUCACAAAUGUCUUUCCUUGGCCCGGACUGGGCUUAACUCUGCAUUUGGAAGGGUCCCAACCUACAGUCAGCAGUUCCCACUGCGGCACCAUGCAGCGCAGCAUUAUCAUAAUGGAAAGUUAUUAAUCUAAUCCUUUUUCCCCCUGCUGUCCCAAGUCCUAGAUAACUGGAGGGACUGCAGGCAUUGCUGCCGUCUCAUAAUGA
This is a messenger RNA of Anarrhichthys ocellatus (wolf-eel), 5538 nucleotides long. RefSeq names its product formin-1-like. Bases 418 to 2052 code for a protein of 544 amino acids. Lineage: Eukaryota; Metazoa; Chordata; Actinopteri; Perciformes; Anarhichadidae. The transcript has 4 exons. The record is from RefSeq and is a predicted model, not a curated record.